UUCGACCACCCUCUCCCAAAUUCGAAAUGGAUAGCCGUUGCCUGUAACAAAGUAACCUGUGACUUAAAAAACACCCAAUUCCUCUGUUACAUUUCUUGCAAUCUUACCUAUAAAAAGUUACAGGUUGAGACUUUGUUACCUGUAACAUUUCUCCCCUAAAAACAGACUGGUUUAUUUGACGCAAAAUGUGGGCAGAAACUUUUGAUCAUGGGCAGUUGGUUUGGGAAUCUUUACUGAUAUUCACUGAGUGUCUGAGAUGGUUUAUUUCUUGAAUCCGUAUUUUAGUAUUACUUCAUGUGAAAUUGUAUCAAAUUGCUGAAGAGGGUCUCUUGGAAAGAGAACUACAAUGUAUAGAGGUGGUCUUGAUAGAUUUAAGAAAGCCCAGUCCUUGGAGCCGUUUUCGGUGACAGUUAAUUCUGCUUCGAAAGCAGCUGCCCAGCCUCUGGUCCCGUCACUUCAGCCCCAGAACCCGCAGGCACUACCACAGCAGCAAAACCAUAGUUUUUCAAAACCUGCAGGUCUAGAACCAGCCCCAGCGGUAGUGCCAAUUACACAGCUUGGAGGGGGACAAUCUACUUGGCAGCCUCCCGAUUGGGCGAUUGAGCCCCGUCCGGGUGUUUACUAUCUUGAGGUCUUAAAAGAUGGUGAAGUCAUCGGCCAGAUCAAUCUCGAUAAACGGCGGCAUAUUUUUGGGAGGCAGUUUCCAGUGUGUGAUUUCGUGCUUGAUCAUCAGUCAGUUUCACGCCAGCAUGCUGCUGUUGUUCCCCACAAGAAUGGAAGCGUAUUUGUAAUAGAUUUGGGGUCAGCACAUGGUACGUUUGUUGCAAAUGAGCGGCUGACGAAAGAAAACCCGGUUGAGCUUGAAGUCGGACAGUCGCUGAGAUUUGCUGCAUCGACCAGAAGUUACAUUCUAAGAAAGAACACAGCUGCUCUUUUCCCCACCCCUCCACGCCCCACCGAAAUUAAUCUACCUUCCCCUCCAGACCCUUCCGAUGAAGAAGCCGUUCUAGCAUAUAACACAAUUCUCAACCGUUUUGGUCUGAGCAAAUCUGACAUAUUGUCCAAAUCUGGAAAAGAUUCUGGAAGUUCAUCGAGCGAAACGGACGGCAGCCAGCAGCCGGAGAGGCCCACUAAGAGACUGAAGAAAACAAGGGUGGCUUUCAGAGACCAGGUGGGCGGUGAGUUGGUUGAGGUAGUUGGAAUUUCAGACGGUGCUGACGUUGAAACUGAACCCGGUCCGGUUGGUGUAAAAGAAGGCAGUCUUGUUGGGAAAUAUGAAUCCCUUGUACAAACCACAGUAAUACCCAAAGGGAAAGAAGCAACAAUCCCUCCUAAGGAAGACAGUAUUUCCCCGAAAGGGGUGACAGAUAAACUACAACAAGUUUUGAACAAGGUCAAAGGCACUCCAAAGGGCAGUAUUUAUGAUGACCUAUAUGGAGAUGCCGUUCCCGUCAAAGUCGGGUCUUCUUGGGCCUAUGCAUCGGGUGAGCCUGGGGAAGAUCAAGCUGGUUUAACAAAAGGUACUGAAGGGAAGUCCCUUGACGCCUCUGGAGAGAAACUUGAUACUGGUUUGGGAUAUGACAAUGAUGAUUUGUUUGGAUGAAGUGCAAGAAGCCCGUGAACGACUGGACUAUCCAUCCUCCCAUUUGAGCAGUUGCUUAUCUAUGGUUGGAAGGUAUUGCUUGGGGGAGGUAUGUACUCUGUCCUGCUAUAUACAUGAGAAAUUUUGUUGUAAUUCCUCAUUAUUUUGUUUUUUCUUUCUUCCAUGGGUUGAUUUGCCAAAAAGAUACAUUGCUGAAAUCUUGGUGAUGGUUAUUUGUUUUUGGCUCCAAAGUUAAAAUGGCAUGCCUUUUCCCCCUCAA
Molecule: messenger RNA, 1862 nt
Organism: Magnolia sinica
Lineage: Eukaryota; Viridiplantae; Streptophyta; Magnoliopsida; Magnoliales; Magnoliaceae
Product: protein phosphatase 1 regulatory inhibitor subunit PPP1R8 homolog
Exons: 3
Coding region: 347-1603 (418 amino acids)
Molecular function (GO): protein binding; mRNA binding
Source: RefSeq, a predicted model, not a curated record